Molecule: messenger RNA, 1563 nt
Organism: Manihot esculenta (cassava)
Lineage: Eukaryota; Viridiplantae; Streptophyta; Magnoliopsida; Malpighiales; Euphorbiaceae
Product: myb-related protein 306
Exons: 3
Coding region: 260-1255 (331 amino acids)
Biological process (GO): response to auxin
Source: RefSeq, a predicted model, not a curated record
GUAUCCCUUAACCCUUAUUGCUUCUUGUAUGUCACCUCCUCUCUCUCUCUCUCUCUCUAUUUAGGGUGUUUUUUUCUAUAUAUGCACGCUAAGAGUAGCUAUCUUGGCCUAAGAAGAGUGUCCUAUCUUUAGAAAAAGAUAAACCAGUUUAGGGGAAGAUAGAGAAAGAGAGAGAGAGGAAAAAAAAAAAAAAAACCCUCUAAUUUGAAGGGCCUUGAAGGAAAUCUAGCUCAUUAGUAGAGAGAAAAAGAGAGUGAUUAUGGGUAGACCACCUUGCUGUGACAAGCUUGGAGUGAAGAAAGGUCCAUGGACUCCUGAAGAAGAUAUCAUGUUGGUCUCAUACAUUCAAGAACAUGGUCCUGGGAAUUGGAGAGCUGUGCCCAAUAACACAGGAUUGCUUAGAUGCAGUAAGAGUUGCAGACUUAGAUGGACUAAUUACCUGAGGCCAGGGAUCAAACGUGGUAAUUUUACCGACCAUGAGGAGAAGAUGAUAAUCCACCUCCAAGCUCUUUUAGGCAACAGAUGGGCAGCCAUAGCUUCAUACCUUCCAGAGAGAACAGAUAAUGAUAUUAAAAACUAUUGGAAUACCCAUUUGAAGAAGAAGCUCAAAAAGCUUCAAACUACAGGCCAUGAAGGUGACUCUAAAAAUGAUAUAUUAUCAUCAUCAACAGUUUCACAGCCAAUAACUAGAGGUCAAUGGGAGAGAAGGCUUCAAACUGAUAUCCACACAGCAAGACAAGCUCUUUAUGAGGCACUUUCCCCAGAGAAAAAAAGCAGCUUAUUAUUACCUGAGUUUAAACGCUCUAAUGGAGGCCAUUCUUGUGCAAAACCAGCAUCAACUUACGCAUCAAGCACUGAAAAUAUCGCUAAGUUGCUUAAAGGGUGGAUGAGAAAUGGACCUAAUAAGCAAGCUCAAACAAAGUCAUCAGCAACUACUAAGAAUUCUUUCAACAGCAUAGCCAGAACUACUGAUUCUAUUUGCAGUGAAGGGAUUCCAAGUAAAGCUGACAAAAAUGGGACUGAAUUAGCACAAGCAUUUGAAUUACUCUUUGGUUUUGAGUCUUUUGAUUAUCCAAAUUCAGAUUUUUCUCAUACUGAUGAGGCUAAUCUUUUCCAAGUUGAAACCAAACCUAAUUCUAGUGCCCAAAUAUUGCCUCCACUCUCAUUGCUUGAGAAAUGGCUCUUGGAUGAAGGAACUCUUCAAGGGAAGGACUAUCUUAGUGAAGUCUCAGUAGAUGAAAACAAUAUUUUCUAGAGGAAAUCUUGCCUUUGGGGCUAAUUAGCUUUUGGGUUACACUAAUUAUGCCACUAAUUUUUUUUUUUUUUUUUUUUUUUUUUCUGAAGGGGGUCCUAAAUUUGUUUUUGGGUAUAUUUUAAAAACCUUCUUGGCAGUGAGUUCUAUUGUGCUCUAGUUCAACUUUAAAGUGAUACAACUUCAGUGGCCUUACCAGUGAGAAUUUGUCACCCCUUCAGUGCUAGAACACAGAGAAUGUAAAUCUAAUUUUAUUAUGUUAUCAUCAAUAUGUUUUUUCUAUUAAGAAUAAAUUCGUUUAUUUCAAUUCU